Molecule: messenger RNA, 4568 nt
Organism: Chinchilla lanigera (long-tailed chinchilla)
Lineage: Eukaryota; Metazoa; Chordata; Mammalia; Rodentia; Chinchillidae
Gene: Ttyh3
Product: tweety family member 3
Cellular component (GO): plasma membrane
Molecular function (GO): intracellularly calcium-gated chloride channel activity; volume-sensitive chloride channel activity
Source: RefSeq, a predicted model, not a curated record
AGCGCGCGGGCGAUGCGGGCUUCCAGGCGGGGGUCGGCGGGUCCCUGAGCCCCGUGCCCGGGCAGCGAGGGAGCCCGCGCGGCCAAGGCACCGGCCACCAUGGCCGGGGUCAGCUACGCGGCGCCGUGGUGGGUGAGCCUCUUGCAUCGGCUGCCCCACUUCGACCUGCGCUGGGAGGCCACCAGCAGCCGGUUCCGGCCCGAGGACGCCGACUACCAGCAGGCGCUGCUGCUGUUGGGGGCCGCCGCCCUGGCCUGUCUCGCCCUGGACCUCCUCUUCCUGCUCUUCUAUUCCUUCUGGCUGUGCUGCCGUCGGCGCAAGACCGACGAGCACCUCGAUGCCGACUGCUGCUGCACGGCCUGGUGUGUCAUCAUCGCCACGCUAGUUUGCAGCGCGGGCAUCGCAGUGGGCUUCUACGGCAAUGGGGAGACCAGCGACGGCGUCCAUCGGGCUACCUACUCGCUCCGUCAUGCCAACCGCACAGUGGCUGGGGUGCAGGACCGCGUGUGGGACACAGGAAUGGCCCUGAACCGCACAGCAGAGCCCAGCCUGCAGAGCCUGGAGCGGCAGCUGGCUGGGAAGCCAGAGCCCCUGCGGGCUGUCCAGCGGCUGCAGGGCCUUCUGGAGACCCUGCUGGGCUACACCGAGGCCAUCCCCUUCUGGAGGAACCCGGGCGUGUCCCUGGAGAUGCUGGCUGAGCAGGUGGACCUCUACGACUGGUACAGGUGGCUGGGCUACCUGGGCCUGCUGCUGCUCGAUGUCAUCAUCUGCCUCCUGGUGCUGGUGGGCCUCAUCCGCAGUUCCAAGGGCAUCCUAGUUGGGGUCUGCUUGCUGGGGGUCUUGGCCCUGGUCAUCAGCUGGGGUGCGCUGGGUCUGGAGCUAGCUGUGUCUGUGGGUUCCAGCGACUUCUGUGUGGACCCUGACACCUAUGUGACCAAGAUGGUGGAGGAGCAUUCGGUGCUGAAUGGGGACAUUCUGCAGUACUACCUGGCCUGCUCGCCCUAUGCUGCCAACCCCUUCCAGCAGAAGCUGUCAGGCAGCCACAAGGCACUGGUGGAGAUGCAGGACACUGUGGCGGAGCUUCUGAGGAACGUCCCACGGGAGCACCCAGCCACCAAGGACCCCCUGCUCCGUGUCCAGGAGGUGCUGAAUGGCACGGAAGUGAAUCUGCAGCAUCUCACUGCGCUGGUAGACUGCCGCAGCCUGCACCUGGACUACGUGCAAGCACUGACAGGCUUCUGCUAUGACGGCAUCGAGGGCCUCAUCUACCUGGCCCUGUUCUCCUUCGUCACAGCCCUCAUGUUCAGUUCCAUCGUCUGCAGCGUCCCACACACCUGGCAGCAGAAGAGGGGCCCUGAUGAAGAUGGCGAAGAGGAGGUGGCCCCAGGGCCGCGGCAGGUGCACGACAGCCUUUACCGUGUGCACAUGCCCAGUUUAUACAGUUGUGGCAGCAGCUAUGGCAGUGAGACCAGCAUCCCGGCCGCGGCCCACACAGUCAGCAACGCCCCGGUCACCGAGUACAUGAGCCAGAAUGCCAAUUUCCAGAAUCCCCGCUGUGAGAACACGCCCCUCAUUGGACGCGAGUCCCCACCGCCCUCAUAUUCCUCCAGCAUGAGAGCCAAAUACCUCGCCACGAGCCAGCCUCGCCCUGACUCCAGCAGCAGCGGGCACUAGACUGCGCACCGACCAGCCACCUGCCCCAUGUGCCAAUCAUCCCCCCCCCAGGCCAGCACUGCUGCUUCUGCCCUGCGGCUGCCCGCUGGACCCUCCGAACGCCAGCCUGGUCCCUCUGCAGCCCCUUCCCCCUCCUCUCCCCAUGCAGGGGGCUGGAGAUGCCUGCCCCAGCCUGGUCAUCCAUCUGGACAGACACUGCUGCCACCCUGGCCUUGCCUGGCCACCUGCUUCCCACAUCUCACUGUCCCCUCACACUCACCAAGCCCUGCUGUGUGCCAGGAGCCCCUGUCCUGACCUGCUCCCUCCGCAGAUGGCCCUCCCGACUGCCUGCCGCACUCCUCGGCCGCACCCCCACCCCUUCCCUUCCACGGUGCUGAGCUCUUCCUGCCGCCCCCACCCUUGCUUCCGUGGAUCACUUCCUAGUUCACAGGCAGAGCAGCAGCCCCUCUGCCUGGUGUCGCUGGCCGCAGAGGGACAGAUGGUCUCCGCACGUAGGGACCCUCCACACGCCUGUCUCUCUACAGCAGCAGGCACCUGCCCUCUCAUCCACGCAGCUGCCCUGACUACCGCCUCACCUCCCGCCAUCGCCCAGAGCCUCGCUCCAAGGAGGUGUUUCCUCUGCCUCCUGCCCAGCAUUGCUUCGUCCCCAGUGCUCACCCUCCCCAAGGCACCCAUCCCUCCAUGGACAGCAGGUGCGACACAGAGCCCGGUCACUCGCUGGCCUCCCAGUGCUGGCCACCUUCUUGGUGCCAAACCCCCUCCUCCCACCCCAAAGACUUGGCAGCUUCAUCCGGUUUGUUUUUUGCACUAACCAUGUUUGUCAUCUCUAGGGCAGGCUGGGGCGGCCGCUGAGCUGCACUGCUGCCCCGGCCCUCCCUUGGUUCCAUUCCACCCAGGACAGAUGCAGUGUCCCUGGAGCCCAGCCUCGGGCUGGGCCUGAGCCAGCUGUGAAUGUGCACCCAGCCCUUGCUGCCCUUCUUGGGACUAACCACUAACCUCACUCCCAGCCUCCAUGGGCGCCCCUGGCCACCCAGAGCCAGCGAGUGUGACCCAAGUCCAGCCCGGAGCCGAGGCCCAGGAUGGCCAGCUGGAGCCAGGGCUGGAGUAGCAGUUUCUUCAUGGGGUGCUGCUGGGGACAGGCUGCAGAUGGACAGGCAGCCCGAAGGGCCUGGAGACCCCUCCCCUUCCGGGCAGGUGCUGCCUAGGAGGACCACGUCCUCGGGGCCUUGGGCUCAGGUUGUCAUGACUUCAGUCUCCUCCCUGUGAAGCGGGAACAAGGCUUCCCGAUGGUGCUUUUGGCUUUGGUGUACGAUGUUUGCUGUGCUUCCUGCCAUUGGGGGGUAUAGAACCAGCCCCCAAAUUAGGACCUUGAGGUUCUGCCCCUGUUGGCUCCAGCUCUGGCCCAACCAGUUGACAUGGUGUAGUCUGGUUCGGUCUAUGGCCAUAUGUGACCAGGGUGGCCAGAGGCCGUUGGCCAGCGUGGCAGGGCCAGGCAGACCCGUGGCUCUCCCUCCUGGAGCAGCAGGCAGUUGCCUACCCAGAAUUACCCCCUCCCAGGGUGACCUUCACCUGCCCUUCCUCCAAAAACCCUUCUUCGUGCUGGUGUGUGGGACCAAAAGGGGAUGGGCAGGGGAGGUAGCAGACCUGGGGCCCCCGGCCUGUGUAUUUGAGCCUCUGGUGUGAUCAAACUUCAUGGAAGGGACUGUCCUGCUCUAAGUGGGGGGAGCCACUGAGGCUGGCCACAGCCAGGCUACUCGGCCUGCUGCAGGCGCGUUCCUGGCCGCGGGUCUGGAGGGCAGUGCCUGCCGUGUGCUCCAGGACCCGCUCAGAAGCACAAGCGCUGCCAGCGGCCAAGAGCCACUCACAAGGUGAAUGUACAUAGCAUGAGAGGCAGGCGCUGCCCAGAUACGGCCAUGAACCUAUGUUAUCUUGGGAGUCCUGCCAUCGUGUGUGUGUGCGUGUGUGUGUGUAUGUGUGUGCACGCUCACAUGCGUGCUCUGUCUGUGACUCUUCACCCACUGAGGCUGAAGAAAGGAAAGGGGAAGAAAUUGAGGGGUUCACACCCCAAUUUCAGCGGCUCCUGCCCUUGGUUUUCUUUCUGUUCUGAGUUUUGGUGCCCCUUUCAUGACCACCCUGCCCAGCCACAUCACUGCACCUCCUGUGGUGUCAGGCUAGAGGCACCUGCCACUCCCACUCAGCCCUCCUGGGCUCUGGAGCAUGGGUGAGGCUUGGCCACGUGGGGAGAAGGAGUCCACGGAGGCUUGGCCGCCGCCUGAUCCCAGGGCCCUACCAGGCCCCCAGGAGGGUCCAGCAGGGGCAGCGGACACAGUGAUGGGUUUCCCCUGCCGGCAUCCAGCCCCAGCCCUCCCAAGUGAGUUGAGGUGGGGUAGUGGGAGGGCCUGGCUGGGAGCACCCCGACCCUUCUUCUGACACCACCCCAUCUCACUAUGCAAUUCCAGGUCCCUCCCGUUGACCCCCCUACCCAGGUCCUAGCUCUGCGCAGCCCGGAGGCGGAUGAGUUGGCAGCCCCGGGCCCCAGAGACCAGGGCCUUUUGUGUGGGAAUCUUCGUUUAGCCAUGAUGCUUGCGCACCUGCCCUAUUUGUUAUAUAUAUGAUUUUGUUAAGCGCUCCCUCCCCGCCGCCCUCGUGCAUCUUACCCCGUGUGCAUUAACACCCAAGCUGCACCGGGCCCACACCCCUCAGCCUCUGUAGGCCCGUGGCUGUGUGUCCUGUCGCUGUGUUUUUGUUUUUUAAAACUGGGUUUUGGGUUUGAUCUUUAUUUCUUUUGGGGGACUUUAUUUUUCUUGGCAAAUACUAAAAAUCUCGUCGAUGUAAUUUCUGUGGUUUCUAUUCAGCUUGGGUUUCAUGUUUUAAAAUAAACACAUUUUAAAGAA